This is a messenger RNA of Microtus oregoni (creeping vole), 456 nucleotides long. RefSeq names its product alpha-defensin 9-like. Lineage: Eukaryota; Metazoa; Chordata; Mammalia; Rodentia; Cricetidae. Gene Ontology annotation, biological process: disruption of plasma membrane integrity in another organism; antimicrobial humoral immune response mediated by antimicrobial peptide; antibacterial humoral response. The transcript is spliced from 3 exons. The record is from RefSeq and is a predicted model, not a curated record. Gene Ontology annotation, cellular component: extracellular region; extracellular matrix. The coding region runs from base 1 to 456 and encodes 151 amino acids.
AUGGUCAGCAGCAUGAUCAGCUCUCACAAGUGUACUGUGGAUGAGGACAGUGGACCAUACAUGAUUUUGGCUGUCUUGGCACCUUCUCAUGACAGCCCUAUAAAUGCAGGCGGGCUCCUCAGUCCCUACACACUGGGCUCCUGCUCACCCACCCUCCCGGUGACUCUCAGUCAGAAGACACUUGUCCUCCUCUCUGUCCUUGCCCUGCUGGCCUUCCUGGCCCAGGCUGAUCCUCUUCCAGAAGCAGCUGAGGAGACUAAAAAUGAGGUUCAGCCAGGGGUAGAGGACCAGGAUGUGUCCAUCUCCUUUGGGGACCCAGAAGGCUCUGCUCUUCAAGAUGCAGCCUCAAGAAAGUUCUCGAUAUGCAAAUGUAAAAGACGAUACUGCAGAUUACCAGAACGCAUCAGGGGAUUCUGCAAAAGAGGCCGCAAACUCUACUUUUACUGCUGCCUCUAA